AGCUUACCUACAGGUAGCCAAGAACUCAUUGAAUAAGCUUUUUUCCUUCUCUCUCCUUUUUGUUCUCACAAACUGUCCUAAAUAUCAUUGUGCCAAAGAGGACAAAGAGGAGAGGACAUUGUGGAACUCUCAAUAAGUUUUUUUUUACAGCAGGUUCACAUUGCAGAUUAUAACUACUGAGAGCAAAUGAAGACACACCUGAGAAGGCAUCAACACUGAAUUCCCACUGCUUGCAAUGCAAAUAGGGUGACAACAAAGUGGAAACUACAGAGAACACACUUAAGACCAAGAUGACCACCAAGAAGGCAGAUGUCCAACGGAGGAUCAUCUCCAAGAAUGGGCACAACCAAGUGCACAUUGACAACGUGGAGGGCAUGGUGAAGAUCUACCUCCACGACAUCUGGACCACGGUGGUGGACAUGAAGUGGCGCUAUAAGCUCACCCUCUUCUCCUCCACUUUCAUAAUAACCUGGUUCCUCUUUGGCGUCAUCUUCUACUUUAUUGGCAUGGGCAACGGUGACUUCGAGGGUGAGUUGCUGUCCAACCACACGCCCUGUGUCAUGAACGUCGCGACCCUAACCGGUGCCUUCCUCUUUUCCCUGGAGUCUCAGACCACCAUUGGCUAUGGCUUCCGCUACAUCACCGACGAGUGUCCGCUGGCCAUCUUCGUCCUGCUGGUCCAGCUGGUCACCACGGGCCUGGCUGAGAUCUUUGUAACCGGGGCCUUGCUUGCCAAGCUGGCGCGGCCCAAAAAGCGGGCCGAGACCAUCAAGUUCAGCCAGUUGGCAGUGAUCUGCCGCCACAAUGGUAAACUAUGUCUGAUGGUGCGUGUGGCCAACUUGAGGAAGAGCCUGCUGAUCCAGAUCCAGCUGAUGGGCAAGCUGCUCUCACCCAAUGUGACUGAGGAGGGCGAAAAGACUCUGAUCCGCCAGACGGCUGUGGACUUCUACAUAGACUCGUGCGGGGAGUGCCCCUUCCUAAUCCUGCCCCUCACAUUCUACCACGUGCUGGAUGAGAGUAGCCCCCUGGCGGGGCUGACUGCCGAGAGGUUGCGGACGCGUGACUUUGAGCUGCUGGUCACCCUUAAUGCCACCAUGGAGUCCACGGCAGCCACUUGUCAGAGCCGCACCUCGUACGUUCCCCAGGAGAUCCUGUGGGACUACAAGUUCAAGCCUGUGCUCUUCAGCACCCCUGGUGGCCAGUAUGUGGCCGACUUUAACUUCUUUGACAAGGUGCAGGUGAGCAGCGACCCGACACUCCCCAGCAACAACAAAGAUAAGCUGAAACUAGAGUACAAGAAGGAAUAAGAGGUCCCUCAAACAUGUUGGACACUGGUAAUAAACAUGACCCACAGUUACUGUCUGGAAACAAUUUGUAAACACGCAUUACGGAAAUAUAUCUGUUUUUAUUUCAUAUAACUGCUAAACCCAAUACUCAUAGUUGAAUGAUGACAUUUUAGGCAAAUUCAAAUGUUCAACAUGAUCAGUAUUUAUCUGGACAGAGUAAAUUCAGGUGCAGUAUAUAACUAGCACAUCGUUUGGAUCCACAAGCCAUAUAAUAGGAGAAUAUAGACAUACAGGCAAAACAAGGACUGAGUCUCAGGUGCCAGUGUUUGAGUGGAACUGUAGCAGCAAUUAUUGCUGUACUAGAAAUAUUUCACCUGUACAUAGGAUUCCAGGAAAGAAGAUUCAAGAUGUUGUUUCUUUGUAUCACUCAAGUUGGAUAUUUUAAUAUAUUAUACAAAUUUCACACUAAGAGCAGAUGGGGAUAGAACAAAACUUUUUUGUGUAGCGCUUAAGAGCUGUGUUUUUUCUGUCUAUGAAUAAACCAUUGACUUUGAA
Oncorhynchus gorbuscha (pink salmon) is the source of this 1841-nucleotide messenger RNA. Its product is annotated as ATP-sensitive inward rectifier potassium channel 15-like. The transcript is spliced from 2 exons. Gene Ontology annotation, cellular component: plasma membrane. Bases 291 to 1307 code for a protein of 338 amino acids. NCBI's taxonomy places the organism in Eukaryota, Metazoa, Chordata, Actinopteri, Salmoniformes, Salmonidae. Gene Ontology annotation, molecular function: inward rectifier potassium channel activity. The record is from RefSeq and is a predicted model, not a curated record. Gene Ontology annotation, biological process: regulation of monoatomic ion transmembrane transport; potassium ion import across plasma membrane.